Molecule: messenger RNA, 1423 nt
Organism: Ornithodoros turicata
Lineage: Eukaryota; Metazoa; Arthropoda; Arachnida; Ixodida; Argasidae
Product: methionyl-tRNA formyltransferase, mitochondrial-like
Exons: 10
Coding region: 179-1225 (348 amino acids)
Biological process (GO): biosynthetic process; conversion of methionyl-tRNA to N-formyl-methionyl-tRNA
Cellular component (GO): mitochondrion
Molecular function (GO): methionyl-tRNA formyltransferase activity
Source: RefSeq, a predicted model, not a curated record
GCCACGCGCGACAAGCAACAUGGGAGCAACCGAAGUCAAUCAUAGCCCACAUGUGUGCUUGAUAUGAAUAUGAAUGUAUCACAGUCUAUCACAGUUACAGAAAUAAUCGCGUUUAAUUUUGUGUGAUGGUGAAGCUCCACAUAGAGAUCGCUCCAGAGGCGAUCACCCGUUCACAUUUAUGACAGUCACUAGCCUUAUUAAGAAGUCGCGGCUUGGUUCACGUUCCUGCCAUCCGCUGUGGAGAGUCCUCUUUUAUGGAUCCGACACCUUCUCGUUAACCAGUUUAAAAUUACUGAACGACAACAGAAUGACAUCUCCCUGCAGAGGACACACAGGGCUCGGAAGAACGUCACAACCAUGUGUUAUAGGGACUUUAGAAGUUGUAUGCACAAAGCUGAAAGGGCCUAUUGUAGACUACACAAUCAGAGAACAGAUACAAGUAAGGCAGUGGCCUUUUCAAGUUCCUCGGAAUACCUUCGACAUUGGCGUUGUAGUGUCAUUUGGAAGGAUGAUCUCAUCUACUGAUAUUGAAGCUUGCAAAUAUGGCAUGAUUAACGUCCACCCUAGCUUACUUCCAAGGUGGAGAGGGGCUGCUCCUCUUGUUCACACUUUACUUGCUGGUGACGCACUGUCGGGGAUAUCCAUAAUAACAGUGGCGCCAAAACGGUUUGAUACGGGGAAGAUUGUCAUGCAACACGAAGUCCCUGUUCCCCCAGUAGUGGAUCUGCCGAGCUACUCAGCUAUGAUGGCCAAGAUUGGUUCCAACCUGCUUUUAACGUGCUUAAAAGACCUUCCGUCACUGUUGUCAAAGGCAUCGCCACAGUCAGCCGACGGAAUUACAAAAGCGCCCAAAGUGACGAAAGAGAUGGGCAUGAUACAUUGGAACGGUGACUCGUGUGAAUAUCUACAGCGGCUGUACAGAGCAGUGUCCAACUUUGUGGACAUCACAACACUUUGGAAAGGAAGCCCAGUUAAGUUAUACAACAUGGUCAGCGCAGAUGAACUGGUGAAUGCAAAAGUUGAUGAACUGGUCCAGGUGAAAGAGCUGGGGCCAGGAUAUUGCUAUUACCAUCCGAAACGGAGGCUACUUUGCAUCAGGUGUCUUGAUGGGUGGGUUGCAUUUAGAGAAAUUUCUAUUAAGAGUCAUAGAAGAAUGACAGCUACCGAUUUCAACUGUGGAUUCCUACAGAAGACACCUGCUGAGGAGCGUUACUUUGUCUCCUAAGUGUUGGAAAGCUUCUCAGUGAAGCAAAACUUCUGAUGCCGACAGGAAAAAUGUGCACAAAGGAAGAACAUGCAACAUUAACAUUUCCAUGAUAGCUCUUCUCAGUUUUUUUAUUAGUGAAAUGUUGUUGCAUGGAUGCUGUAGAUCAGCUGGCUAUGCCCAGCACAAAAAUAAUAAAAGACGUGAAUGCAGGAAUGA